UUGUAUCCCCUCGGCGCCUUUACCUCCGUCAAUGAUGACCUAGUCUACUCUCCCCUGUAUGAGACUCGGACAAUGCUCUCCCCGCUAUGCUACGCUGCGCUUCAAGGCUUGGAUGAGGCUAUUCGUUUUCUGUUCCUCUUUCGAAAGGAGGACGAACAGAGGGACUUGGACUUUGCCCUAUUCUUAGCCAACCGUUCUGGGCACCUAAAAACGGCUGACUUGCUUUUGAGCUACGGAGCAAACCCGGGACAGGAGUCUUUUUCCAAUGGUUUACAUGGUGCCGCCUGGCGAGGGCUGAAGAGUGUGAUAUACCAUUAUAUCAAUAACCUCCAUGCCAACCCUGAUAUUAACGAUGCAUCAUUCACGACACCAGUUACGUAUGCCAUGCUUAACAAACAAGACGAACAGGAUGCUUGGGAUACUAUUGAGUGUCUCUUUGGGUUAGGAGCGAAUCCUUUGGCUAGAUUUGGUAAUCGGGGUUGGACUUGUGCCGAUCUUGCAUGGGAGAUGGGGAAAAAGGAUUUAGCACAAAGACUCGAGGAUUUCGCAAAAUCUGGUUCACCAUCUAUUUCGACUUAUCCAGCAGCAGUUGCACGACCUCUAGGUUACCGUUACGUGAGGCAGCCUGUAGAGCAUUGCCGUAAUAGCCGCCCUGCGCGUUGA
Molecule: messenger RNA, 663 nt
Organism: Fusarium oxysporum Fo47
Lineage: Eukaryota; Fungi; Ascomycota; Sordariomycetes; Hypocreales; Nectriaceae
Product: ankyrin repeat domain-containing protein
Exons: 1
Molecular function (GO): protein binding
Source: RefSeq, a predicted model, not a curated record